AUGUCUUCCUCUCAAUCUGCGCCACAAGAACUGUCCGACAUGAGGAAUUCUCAGUCUCUCGAGACCAAUCAACCCAAGUCUCAGCAAUCAAUGGAUCCCCAGAAGGCCCCCGAGACAGCAGAUCCUCAAAUGGAACUCCGUGGAGGAGGUGCUUGUGAUGGCAGACUCUGUGGCAUCAUUCCAUGCCCGAUCCCCAUCAACUGCUGGAUCAUUCCUUGUCCUUGUUAG
Messenger RNA from Fusarium mangiferae, 228 nucleotides. RefSeq lists its product as uncharacterized. The record is from RefSeq and is a predicted model, not a curated record. The coding region runs from base 1 to 228 and encodes 75 amino acids. Lineage: Eukaryota; Fungi; Ascomycota; Sordariomycetes; Hypocreales; Nectriaceae. The transcript has 2 exons.